AUGCUGCUGGGCUCCUCCACUCCACAGGACUUGUGGGACCAGGACUACGUCAAUGAUGACUCCAUCGAGGCGUUUGCGCAGGCGCUCAAAGGCGACGGCGACGGUGACGAUCUCGAACAAGUACUGAGCUCAGAGCUGGCACUGCCUCAGUCUCGAAUCUCGAGAAUCAUUUCCCGUCUGGAUUGGGCUCCCCUUCGACCUCGUGUAAAGAGGAAGGCCAAAGCCGCCACCAAACGGCUACGGAAUGAGUUCCGACUGAGCGCACUGUACCACUUAUUACGGUGGCCGUUGCUCGUGAUCAUCCUUCUCUGGAUACUCCUUUUGUGCAUCAUUUACUCAGCCAUCCGAGUGUACGUGGCUCUCUCCGAAUACUUCUUCACUUGGGUUGGUUACCAGAAGCAGCUUCGGGACCAGAUGCGGUCGCUGAAGACGUUUGGAGAAUGGAAAGCCACCGCAUUGGAGUUGGACAAUUAUCUCCGCUAUGACAAGUGGCUGUUCAACCCUCGCUUCUCCUACUACGACUACAAGACGGUUGCCCUCACCAUCAAAACCCUCCGCAAAUACCGUGAGGCUAAUAACCAUGAAGACUUGAUGAUCGUGCUACAGGGGUGUGUCAAACACAACUUUGCCGGGAUUGAGAACCGUCAGUUAUACUCCCAUCGUUAUUACGGCACCAAGAACUUGGUCGACGAAUACGUCCAGGAAGUAACGCUUUGCAUUGACAUCAUUACUUAUAGUGAAGACGUCUCCCUCCACGAUAAGCGGAAAUUCUUCAAGAUCAUCUCCAAGAACUAUGGUAAGGCUGCGUUGGUCCUUUCAGGGGGUGCGUGCUUUGCCUAUACGCAUUUCGGUAUCGUUAAGGCGUUGCUUGAACAGGACUUGCUCCCCGAUAUUAUAUCUGGCACUUCUGGUGGUGGCCUUAUUGCUGCAUUGGCGUGUACCUAUAAAAACGACGAGCUUAAGGAGUUGCUUGUUCCCGAGCUUGCCGACAAAAUCACUGCUUGUGAGGAACCAUGGUACAAGUGGAUCCCUCGCUUUUGGCGUACCGGGGCUCGCUUUGAUGCUGUGGCUUGGGCGUCUAAAUCAUGCUUCUUCUGUCGAGGUGACACUACCUUCCAAGAAGCAUUUGAGCGUACCGGCCGUAAGCUUAACAUCUCUACAGUGCCUGCCGACCCCCACUCACCCGUCAUUUUGUGCAACAACAUCACCUCUCCCAACUGUAUCAUCUGGUCGCUGUUGCUUGCCCUGGCGGCGGUGCCUGGCAUUCUCAACCCGGUGGUGUUAAUGAUGAAGAAUCGCGGCAAAGUGGGCCCGUUCCUGCUUGGUAAUAAGUGGCGCGAUGGGCUGUUGCGUACCGAUGUCCCCUUAGACGCUUUGAACUCCUACUAUAAUGUCACUUUUUCCGUGGUAUCCCAAGUGAAUCCCCAUAUCGCGUUAUUCUUCUUUGCUCCAAAAGGUACUGUGGGGCGGCCUGUGGCUCGUCGGCGCAUCUCGCGGGGUCGCUACUCGACCCUUAGAGGCGGGUUUGUUGCUACUGCCCUUGAACAAUUGCUUAAGCUUGAGAUUACCAAGUGGCUCCAGUUGAUCAAGACUUUGGACAUCUUGCCUCAUUUCCUCGAGCAAGAUUGGCUGAACAUCUGGCUCCAGAAGUUUACUGGCUCUGUCACUAUCUGGCCCCGUUUCCGGUUCAAGGACUUUUGGUACAUUUUGCUGGACCCCAAUCGUGAGCAAAUGCAACAAUUGCUUUUGAAAGGUGAACGGUCAAUGUGGCCUCGGGUGUUAUACGUGCGUAAUCGCAUGGACAUCGAAAGGGCGAUUGAACGGGGUCGUAAAGAGCUGAAGCUUUCAACGAAAAUAGCCCAUGUCAGCGGACUUGAUAGCCCCAUCUCGCCCAACGGUGGUGCCUCCGAUUUUACCUUCAACACAGUGAGAUAUGCAGAUGACCUCGAUGUCGACGUUGAAGACAGUGGUGGCAUCAACUGGGCCCCUCCUCAAGAUAACGACGUGUCAUCGUUUGACGAGAGCUAUUUUGAAGACACCGAUACCCACACCACCGACGAUGAGUCUAGUAUCAACGACGAUAGCAUGAACGGUGAGCCGGGCGAGUCGCCGGUGCGUGAUUUCAUCAACGAAGUCAUGGAAACGGACAACUCCAAGUUCCUGGAGAUCACUCAUCGUCGACACACCAUCUACUAA
Molecule: messenger RNA, 2196 nt
Organism: Diutina rugosa
Lineage: Eukaryota; Fungi; Ascomycota; Pichiomycetes; Serinales; Debaryomycetaceae
Exons: 1
Coding region: 1-2196 (731 amino acids)
Biological process (GO): lipid metabolic process
Molecular function (GO): triacylglycerol lipase activity
Source: RefSeq, a predicted model, not a curated record